Messenger RNA from Medioppia subpectinata, 759 nucleotides. Lineage: Eukaryota; Metazoa; Arthropoda; Arachnida; Sarcoptiformes; Oppiidae. The record is from the annotation of a GenBank genome assembly.
GAUCAACAAUUUUAUAUUAUAAAUCGGUUUGUAGAAGAAAUUAUUGUCAUUUAAAUUUGGUUUCAUUUUGAAAACAACUUGAAGUUCAAAAUGAGUGAAACAGUUUUACUAUUGGGGAGCGGGUCUCGAGAGCAUACCCUGGCCUGGAAACUGGUGCAGUCCCACAAAGUUAACAAGAUUUAUGUGGCGCCAGGAAAUGGAGGCAUUCAUACAUUGGGAUCAAAGGUCCAGACCGUCGAUAUUAAAAAUGUGGACAAAGUGGUUGAGUGGUGUCUACAGAAUAAACCGCAACUGGUUGUGGUCGGACCCGAAGAUCCACUUGAAAGGGGUGUUGUCGACAAAUUGAGCGAAAAGGGAAUCCGUUGUUUUGGUCCUAACAGAGCCGCCGCGCAGAUUGAAAGCAACAAAUCAUUUGCUAAAGACUUUAUGAAAGUUCACGACAUACCGACCGCUCGCUACCAGAAUUUUAAAGAUGCGAACGAAGCAAAAAACUUUAUCAAAAGCGCGAAUUUUAAAGCUUUGGUCGUAAAGGCCAGUGGAUUAGCGGCGGGUAAGGGUGUUAUAGUGGCCGCCAAUGUAGAGGAGGCGUGUAAUGCCGUCGAUUCCAUUCUUGUGAAUAAAAGUUUUGGAACCGCUGGGGAUGUGGUUGUUGUGGAAGAGUUGCUCGAAGGCGAUGAGGUCUCAGUUCUUGCACUUACCGAUGGAACCCAUUUCAAGACAUUACUUCCAUCGCAAGACCACAAGAGAGCGUAUGAGAAC